Molecule: messenger RNA, 1603 nt
Organism: Rhagoletis pomonella (apple maggot)
Lineage: Eukaryota; Metazoa; Arthropoda; Insecta; Diptera; Tephritidae
Product: integrin-linked protein kinase-like
Exons: 6
Coding region: 182-1528 (448 amino acids)
Biological process (GO): substrate adhesion-dependent cell spreading; protein phosphorylation; integrin-mediated signaling pathway
Cellular component (GO): stress fiber; focal adhesion
Molecular function (GO): ATP binding; protein kinase activity; protein binding
Source: RefSeq, a predicted model, not a curated record
CCUGUUCUGACAUUCAUCAUUCCUAAAUUCGCCUUCUUUGCAACCAAUCUGUUGAAUUUCUUUAGUAAUUUGUUUAAAAAAAGCGCUUUAAAAUAUACUUUAGUGUGUUAUUAAUACCUGAUUCGAAUUUUGUGCACUUAUAUUGCUUUAAAAAUUAAAAUUCAGACUUUUGUGCCGGAAAAUGGAGGAUAUAUUUCAUUGGUGUCGUGAGGGAAACUCGAUACAAGUGCGUCUGUGGCUGGAAGAUACGGGCAAUGAUAUGAAUUUGGGUGAUGAUCAUGGCUUCAGUCCUCUUCACUGGUGCGCCAAAGAGGGUCACACAAAAUUAGUAGAAACUCUAAUACAACGUGGAGCACGCGUUAAUGCCACCAACAUGGGCGAUGAUAUUCCGCUACAUCUGGCUGCGGCACAUGGACAUCGGGACAUUGUGCAAUUGCUAAUUCGCGAGCGCUCUGAUGUCAAUGCUGUAAACGAGCACGGCAAUACACCACUGCAUUAUGCUUGCUUUUGGGGCUAUGAUAUGAUUUGCGAAGACUUAGUAAAUGCUGGCGCACUCGUUUCCAUCGCCAACAAGGAUAAUGAUACACCAUUGGAUAAGGCAAAGGCUGGCUUGUCAAAGCGUUUGCACGACUUAGCUGAACGUAACGGUCAUGAUAUUAAAAAGAUAAGCUUUAAGGAGCAAAGUUGGUUGGGUACAAAAACCCGUUCACGCGAUGCUACACUCUCCCGUUUUAAGGGUAUCAAUUUGGGCGAAUUAGAUUUACACACGAAAAUCGCAGUAACACCAUCUGGCGAGACUUGGCGUGGACGUUGGCAAAAAAAUGAUGUUAUUGCAAAGAUCUUAGCCGUUCGCCAGUGCACUGCACGUAUAUCGCGUGAUUUCAAUGAAGAGUUUCCUAAGCUCCGCAUUUUCUCACAUCCAAAUAUACUGCCAAUAAUUGGUGCUUGCAAUCAGCCGCCAAAUCUAAUUACAAUUAGCCAAUUUAUGACACGUGGUUCGCUCUUUAAUUUGCUGCAUCGUGCUACUGGCAUUGUUGUGGAUACAGCGCAAGCAGUGCGUUGCGCCUUGGAUAUAGCGCGUGGUAUGGCAUAUCUACAUUCGUUAGAGCGCAUCAUACCAACGUAUCACCUUAACAGCCAUCACGUUAUGAUCGAUGAUGACCUAACGGCACGCAUCAAUAUGGGUGAUGCAAAGUUCUCCUUCCAAGAGAAAGGCCGCAUGUAUCAACCUGCUUGGAUGUCACCGGAAGCAUUGCAGCGCAAACCGGCGGAUCGCAAUUGGGAAGCGUGUGAUAUGUGGAGUUUUGCAAUAAUUCUAUGGGAGUUAACUACACGUGAAGUGCCUUUCGCAGAAUGGUCGCCGAUGGAGUGCGGCAUGAAAAUUGCAUUGGAGGGGCUGCGUGUUAAAAUACCUCCAGGAACUUCGUCACAUAUGGCUAAAUUGAUAACGAUUUGCAUGAAUGAGGAUGCUGGCAAGCGACCGAAAUUCGAUAUGGUCAUACCGAUUUUGGAUAAAAUGAAACGCUAGGAAGGCGAGGAGUUUAAUGAAAGUGCCUGCAAUGCGUUUAAAACAAAAUUUGCGAAAUACGAAAAUAUUGCCAAG